This is a messenger RNA of Scophthalmus maximus (turbot), 3912 nucleotides long. RefSeq names its product cyclin dependent kinase 18 (gene cdk18). Gene Ontology annotation, biological process: protein phosphorylation. Lineage: Eukaryota; Metazoa; Chordata; Actinopteri; Pleuronectiformes; Scophthalmidae. The transcript is spliced from 16 exons. Gene Ontology annotation, molecular function: protein kinase activity; ATP binding. Bases 338 to 1750 code for a protein of 470 amino acids. The record is from RefSeq and is a predicted model, not a curated record. Gene Ontology annotation, cellular component: nucleus; cytoplasm.
CUGUCUCCACUGUCUCUCUAUUGAAUCUUUCCUGCUAUUCGGCCAGUGAAGCGGCUCGCUGUGCUCGGCGUGGAGGACGGAGGAAGGGAGGGUGGAAAGCCUGAGCUGUCGGACAGGUCGGGACCAUUUGCCCCGUCUCCCUGCAGCGCCGUCUGUCCAUCCCUGUGAUAGGGCUGCCUGCAUCUUUUGGAUUUACCUCUGUGUGAGUGACACCUGGGGAGGCGAGGAAAACCCUGAGCCCGGAGGCAGGAGUCGGCUCCCCCCUCUCCUCCCGAUCCACCCCUUCCCGUGUGUGCGUGUCGAUGACCUCUGCUCCUCCAGCCUGCUCCCCAGCACCAUGAACAAGAUGAAGAACUUUAAGAGGCGUUUCUCUCUGUCUGUCCCUCGCACUGAGACCAUUGAGGAGAACGAAUUCACUGAGCAGAUCAACCAGCUCAACAUUAGGCACAUUCAGGGUCUGACUCCAGACAGACUGGGUCCUCCAUCUCACGAUGCCAGCCCCGUGAGCCCUGAGCCAACCACACCGGGAGCUCAGUCUCCGUCCCAGCUCCACUACAACAGCACGGCCCAGCACCGACGUUUCUCCAUGGAGGACGUCAGUAAGCGCAUGUCCCUGCCGAUGGACAUCCGCCUGCCUCCGGAGUUUCUCCAGAAACUGCAGCUGGAGAGCGAGAACCCACCUCUCUGCAAACCCGUCAGCCGCAUGUCUCGACGCGCGUCGCUGUCUGACAUAGGCUUCGGGAAACUGGAGACGUACGUGAAGCUCGGCAAAUUGGGUGAGGGGACGUACGCCACCGUGUUCAAAGGACGAAGUAAAUUAACAGAGAACCUGGUGGCGUUGAAGGAGAUUCGACUGGAGCACGAGGAGGGAGCACCGUGCACGGCUAUCAGAGAGGUGUCCCUCCUGAAGAACCUGAAGCACGCCAACAUUGUCACGCUGCACGACAUCAUCCACACCGACCGCUGCCUCACGCUGGUGUUUGAGUAUCUCGACAGUGACCUCAAACAGUACUUGGACAACUGCGGCAAUCUCAUGAGCAUGCACAACGUCAAGAUCUUCAUGUUCCAGCUGCUGCGUGGUCUCUCCUAUUGCCACAAGAGGAAAAUCCUCCACAGGGACCUAAAGCCUCAGAACCUGCUCAUCAAUGAUAAGGGCGAACUCAAACUGGCCGACUUUGGUCUGGCCAGGGCCAAGUCCGUCCCCACUAAGACCUACUCCAAUGAAGUGGUUACUCUGUGGUAUAGGCCCCCCGACGUUCUCCUCGGCUCCACGGAAUACUCCACACCCAUCGACAUGUGGGGAGUGGGCUGUAUCUUGUUUGAAAUGGCGACAGGUCGUCCCAUGUUCCCUGGUGCCACUGUGAAGGAGGAGCUACAUUUAAUUUUCAGACUCAUUGGUACUCCAACAGAAGAGUCGUGGCCCGGCAUCAGCGGUAGCGAGGAGUUUAGGUCCUACCUCUUUCCUCAGUACAGACCUCAAGCUCUCAUCAACCAUGUGCCCAGGUUGGACACGGAGGGGAUGGAUGUACUGUCUGUUCUGCUGCUGUACGACACCAGGAGCAGAAUUUCAUCCGAAGCCGCUCUGCGACACCCCUACUUCCUGGCGCUGGGGGAGAACGUACACAAUUUGGCAGACACUGCCUCGGUGUUCUCCCUCAGAGAGGUGCAGCUCCAGAAGGACCCAGGCCAACGCAGCUCCGUCUUUCAGCCUUUAACUCGAGGAAAGAACCGAAGACAAAGCAUCUUCUAGAGGUCGCACAGAGGACGAGGAGAGACGCACAGAAGAAAAGGGGGAGCUGCCUUCACCGACCACAGCUCAAAGGCCAGCUCUUCGCCACAUUCACAAGCAUGCCUCAGCUCAUACACGUACACACAAACCUAUGUGCACUCACUCACUUCCAUGGCAGCUGACCGUGGUGACACACGGGGUCUCUGGAUACUAACUUGUACUGCACUUGAAAGGAAUGAGCUGAGAAACCCUCACACACACACACACACACACACACACAGCCAUUUGCCUACAUUUGCACAAUCAGCUUCAUUGAACAUGCUGCCGUUACUUAGCUGCACCAGAGAUUUAAGUGUCCUACUGACACGCACGCACACAGAGACACUCUCAUACACAUUCACAUUUCAAUCCAAGAAAAAAUGGGCCACUUAACGAAUCAUAGGACUAUCAUGGAUCAUUUCUGUUCGAGUCCUAGUUGACACUGUUUGUGUCUUUGUAAGUCAUGAAUGAACAAAUAGGCAAAUUAAGUACAAUGAUGCUCUAAAACUAACAACGGGAAAGGUUCAACCUCAUACAGCUAAUGAAAAAUGUGUGGCACUAACGCAUUAGGUGACAGAGGUUAGCUACCUUAAUACAUUUGCUCGCUCAUAAACGGACAUAAUUUAAGGUAAAUCAGAUUUAUCUGUGAUGAACUGAUUGGUUCCAGGUCAGAAGAUCCCCCCGGUGUGGCAGCUAAGGGCGUGUUAUAUGACCCGACAGCCUUGACGUUGUAAAUACACCAGUAGUCCCUAUAUUGAAAUAGUAGCAACACACCGUUCAUAUCUGACUCCAUCGUGAAUGCAAAGCAGAUUUGCCUCGCUACGGCGACUCCAUGCUUCAGGUUUUGUUCCAUACAGUGUUAACAGCUGACUCUCUCUCCAGCUCUUGAAGUUGCCUUAGUGAACUGCGCAUGAUGUCUUGGCUUGUGAAGAAUCUCUAUUUGAUAUUUGUGCGUCCAGUGUGUUAGAAGGCAUGUUCUUAUUCGCUCUGUGUCUGUAAAUAACUCAUUGCGAGCGUGUGUAUUUCUAAUUGUCUCCUAUUUGCACAAACCAGAAGUGUCCUCUGAAGGCUGCUCCCUUUCCCUUAGUGUCUUACCCGACAUGGUUUCAAAACGUGACCCCAUAAUGUACAGAGACCCCUUAACCCUAGAUCAAUAAAAUGGGAAAGGUUCGUUCAACAAGUACUUUCUCGUAGCAGCGGUUGGGAUUGAGCCCAGAUGUUAUGCUUGUGCCCUCGAUGAUGAAGUGAGAUGCAGUAACAAAGCUACACUCUCCUCUCUUCUGUAUUUGCUCCCGACUCUGUCUCCAUCCCCUCGCUCAGUGUCCUGUGCUGUUGAGUUCCAGCAGAGAAGAGGGAUGCCAAUCGAAACCCAAUGACGCAGGGUUAGGACCAUAUUACAUUAAAGACCCGCGGGGUGUGAUCAAGGUUUUCUUUAAAUGAACUGUGCAAUACGAGAGAGAUACAGUCGGUGUGGAGUAAAAAAGUGGCUUCCUAUCACCGCCAUUCUUCCAGUCACUAAAAUUGAGUUUUUGGACGUAUAUAUAAUUCGAUCCUCAGUGUGUGUGUGCGUGUGGAUAUUCUGAGACAUGUAUGUUAGGGGCUAUCCAGAAAUGCUAAGUGAAAAGCAAUGGGACUUGCUGCAGGUUUUUGAGGACAUGUUGCCUUUUGAUCCGAAAGGCUUCCUCGAUUGUGACCGAUUGGUGGGGAGUCCGAGCUGUGGUUCACCUGAACAGAAUCCUUCAUUGCCGCUCUGUCGUAUAACUUCAUCUGAAGGCCAAAGUGUUUCCAGCUGUCAAAAAAGCGACACGUUAGGUGGGUGAUAAUUGUGUUGUCACAGAGACGGGCAGAAUGCAGCGAUGGGGAUGAUUGAGGACCGUCUCUCCUCGAAGGUGGUCACGCUGUUGCACAUGUCUGGAAAAUGGCACAGUGGUUGUGAAGGGUGGAAGGGACAGCUUUGGAGAGAAAUCAAAAUCUGUCUUCUGAUGAAGCAUUCUGCCAACUUUCACAUGAAUGCCAUUAGGCCCAAGGGGGCAGUAUGCUUCAAAAUAUCAGAUCGUCAGGCAAUUUUGGAAAACCCCUCACCCACACUUAUUAUUAAUCAGAAUUGGGCCGGCUGUAUCUGACGGUUUCCGGAAAGGACAGAA